Anopheles gambiae (African malaria mosquito) is the source of this 2556-nucleotide messenger RNA. RefSeq lists its product as uncharacterized. The transcript has 3 exons. The record is from RefSeq and is a predicted model, not a curated record. Bases 832 to 1569 code for a protein of 245 amino acids. Lineage: Eukaryota; Metazoa; Arthropoda; Insecta; Diptera; Culicidae.
GUGUGUGUGUGUUUGUGGGAUUUGUGGGUGCAUUAUCCGGAGCAUCUACGAUCGCAAAACAAACGCGAGCGUACGGUUUGCCUACCGAAGCGAUGUGUCGAACGGUGCAAUUGCAUCUACUACUACUAUUUGCCUCUUAGACCCUAGUAGGGAGGGGCGGUCUUGGUGUUUGCUUGCAGUUGCAACACUUUACGUACCAUUGUUUUUGUUUGAUAUAAAACGAAUCCUAUGCGCUUCAUGCUUGCUUAGUGAAUUGUAGCCCUUCUGCCAGCGCACAUCGGAGGGAUGUUUUGGGAGUGUCCGUGAUUUGCACGGAUCGUAGCUGAGUGCAAACAACUACUGAUGCGGUGCUAGGGUGUACUAGUGCGAGUGAAUCUGUGCUGUGAAGAAAUAGGACUCCUUUUUGGAGGAGCAAGAAUCAAACAAAACAAACACUCCCUUAAGAACUGGAAAGACCUACCGGGGUGGUCCUGUUAUUCUCUGAAGAUUGGUUGCUAGUGCAGUUGCCACAAUAUGGCGCACGUAGUGACAGUGGUGUGUUUAAUGUUUAUGGUGAGCACUAUCAAACAUCAUCAUGCCAUCAACGCCGCAAUCAAUCAAUUACUUCUUCAAGCUGUGGCUGUGGAAGAUCUUGAAAUGGAAAACCUCUGAACUUUUGUUGAAUUCCACUAAAUCCCAUUGGCAAUAAGUUGUCAUGCGUUUCUCAAGUUUUAUGUCUACUCUAGUAGAUCUUUUGUGAUAUCAUUGAGUUUGCGACAUUGAGACGUUGACUUCUUCAAUUACAAUUCAAGCAUCAAUAAUUCUACUGCAUACCCCAAAGUCUGAAGAAUUAUGCAAGAGAGUUCUGUUCCAAUUCAAAAUCUACGCCACAGCUUGAUCCCUAUCUUCCAGACCCUUUGCAGUGACCACAGUGUCCGUCUCCACUCAUCCCUAUCCUUAUCCUUCCAGCAACUGGGCAAUCUUGCCGCCCGUCCCGAACCGCCCGUGCUCGGUCCGUCGCCCGGUUCGCACGACACGGGUCCGGGAGGGAGCUCCCUCGGCUACAGCUACGGGCCGCCGGCGCCGCCCUCCCCAUCCAUCACGAUCAACAGCUACGGGUCGGCCACGUCCGAGUACGGACCGCCGACGCAGGCACCCAUCAUACACAAGCACGUGUACGUGCACGUACCACCGCCGGAGCCGGAAUACGUAACGACCAGGAAACCGAUCGUUGUGCCGCCGCCCCAGAAGCACUAUAAAAUCGUCUUCAUCAAGGCGCCGUCGCCCCCGACCCAGGCCCCACCGGUGCUGCCCCCGAUCCAGCAGAACGAGGAGAAAACGCUCGUGUACGUGCUGGUGAAGAAGCAGGACGAGCCGGAAGAGAUCGUCAUACCGACGGUUGCGCCAACGCCCCCCUCCAAGCCGGAAGUGUACUUCAUCCGUUACAAAACCCAGAGAUCAUCGGCCGAGCACGGGAGUAAUGGCGGUGGACCAUAUCCGGAGAGCGGCGCGCCAACGCCUCCGACCGAGUACGGGCCACCGCCAGUGCCGAGCCAAAGCCCCAGCAACAGCUACGGUGUACCGCUAUAGGUACAUCCUGGGCGAGUACCUCUACCACAAAUAUCUCAAGCUGUACGGUUUGCCGCCGGAAGCGGCGGACGACCACUGUUUGGGCUUGUUUUCGGACUGAAAUCGGACUGAUUGAAGCGCAAACACGUGCGACGGCGCAGCUGAAUUUAUGUUAUGUUCAAUAUCUCUAUAUUUCUUCAUUCACUCUAUCUCUGCCCCGCGUUCGCUUCCCACCAAACGAUUCCCUCUCGCUCUGCUACGUCGUCGUCGUCGUCGUCACAGGUGUACUUAAAUAGUGGUAUAACGCAACGAAAGAGAAAACAAAAUGAAACGUAAAAACAAAACAAAACAAAAAACAAGUACACUAUAACAUGUGCUCUGCCACCUGGGUUCAAAGCAUUCGGCUUGUGUGUCGCACACCAUCGGUCUGCUGGAGGGCUUGAGGUCAACCAAAGCGCUGGCAGCAUUCCGCAAGCCGUAACGCAGGCGCGCACGAGAUAGAGAGAGAGAGCGCGAGCGAGCGAGCGAGAAAUCGUCAGGGAAGCGAUCGAGUGCGGCGCGUGCACGAUCGUGCAGGAAAAGAGAUGGAAACGUUUGAACCUGUCGUUUGCAUAGAGAGUGGGGGGGGGGGACGAAGGGGGAGAUAAUAAUAAAAAAGAUGGCUGGCAGUAGCAAUAGAGCGAUAAAUAAUUUAACCGAGUAUUAAUUUGCUACGUGCUGCGGGUGCGUUCGGCGCACGCGCGUCCGCUUGGUGUGCGCGUGUACGCCAUUUCGCUUGCCUCUUCUUGGGGAGUUUUGUCUUUGCUUACAUGCUAGAGAAAAUUUGUCACCGCUUUUUUGUUUUUGUGUCCUAACUUUUAAACAUUGUGUGUGUUUUUUUUGUUGUAUGUGCUAUUAUUCACAUCUUUUUUCACCUUACUUUGCGAAAGUGGUUCGCAUUUUUUUGGGGCGUUUGUUUACAAAAAUUGUACUAACUAAGUUGUUUGUUUUUUUUUUUUUUGUUUUGGA